This is a messenger RNA of Erpetoichthys calabaricus (reedfish), 938 nucleotides long. RefSeq names its product C-C motif chemokine 3-like. The coding region runs from base 274 to 555 and encodes 93 amino acids. NCBI's taxonomy places the organism in Eukaryota, Metazoa, Chordata, Cladistia, Polypteriformes, Polypteridae. The transcript has 3 exons. Gene Ontology annotation, biological process: cellular response to type II interferon; G protein-coupled receptor signaling pathway; lymphocyte chemotaxis. The record is from RefSeq and is a predicted model, not a curated record. Gene Ontology annotation, cellular component: extracellular region. Gene Ontology annotation, molecular function: CCR chemokine receptor binding; chemokine activity.
UUCAUUUUAACUAAGCAUUUUUGUUUAUUUCUGUUUUCAGAGAAAAUUGUUUAGAGAAAAUAAAGAACUCUGAGUACAUUGGAAAGCUACAACUUUCCCUUUCUGCUUCCCCUCCAACUGGUUUCUUUCCUUGAAAGCUUUAUUCCAAGAAUAUUCUUUAUGUAACACAUGGAAGUUCCCUCUUAUGCUCUUAAAUAGUGGCCGUGCUCCCACUUGAGACAGAAAACAGCUAACACCAUCAGCAAGGAUCUCCUAACAGCUGAAGUUCUGAAAAUGAAAAGCAUUCUGUUCACCGUUGUCAUUGCACUGCUGUGCAUGGCACAGGAAAUCAAAGCAAGUGAAGCAGUACACACUCCAAAAGAAUGCUGCUUUACAUUCCUAACCAAACCACUACCUAAAAGAACAAUUGAACGUUUUGAAGUAACAAGUAGCAAAUGUCCUGUAGCUGGAGUGAUAUUUUACACUAAAAAAGGUAAAAAAGUCUGUACAAAGCCACAUGAAGAAUGGGUAAAGAAACACAUUGCAGUCCUUGACAAUUCACAAAAAAAGAAGUAAAAAGGAGGAAGAAAAGAUUUAGAAAGGAAAUUCUUGGACAUAUUAGAAAAAUGUACAGUCCUUUGAAAUACUAAUUAAAAGGCUGCCUAAUGAAGGCUUCAAAACAAAAUCCAAAGACUUUUGUAAGAAGAACAAAUGAACAUCUGGAGAAAGAAGAAUAAAAAUCUUAUUUGGGAUUCCAUAUCUACUCUUUGUGGUCCUGCCUUCAUUUUAAAUGUUGAAUUCUUCCUGUGACACAGUUAAAGCAUAUAAAUGUGCAAACACUUUAAAUUGUAUUUACAGGCAAGUUGUAAGAGCAUAUAAAAUGCUUUCAAACAUGAACUUUUUUAAAUUUUAAGGGAAACCUAUUGCUAAUUCAUGUAACAAAAUAUUAUUGUAACUCA